This is a messenger RNA of Adineta steineri, 4626 nucleotides long. The record is from the annotation of a GenBank genome assembly. Lineage: Eukaryota; Metazoa; Rotifera; Eurotatoria; Adinetida; Adinetidae.
AUGGCAUCGAAUGAAUCAUUUAAUUACUGGAGUGUUAAGAUUAUGCCCAUUCCUGCAGACACUACGGUUACUCAAUUAGCUCAAGUGACAGGUCUACCAACUACGCGUAUACGUUUUCCCAAGACUAGCAAUAACAAAUCUGAUUAUGCGUGGAUUAAUGACUUUGUCAGUAAAGAAGAAGCCAACAGUUUUGUAUUGAAAAUUUCAGGUUCAUGGAUUUUUGGUGCAACUAUUAAAUGUGUCACAGUUCCACCAAAAAGUGACAGAAUGGAUAAACGUAGUUUAUCUCACCAAUUAAAAGCGUCGUCUAUCCAAUCAUUAAAUAAUAUAGCACCUCAACCUCAAUCUAAUCGAGACACUGCAAGAAGACCAAAUGAUAAUAAUCUAUCUGGUGUGCCUGUAUCUCUUAUGUCAAUCAAUGCGAGUGGAAGACCUAAUUUUAUAAAAGAUAAUAAGAAACUAGACCAAACAUGUCAACCAAUAUUAGGACCACGUCAAUUGUCAUCUGCUAAUAACUAUUUUGAGAAUAUAAAUGUUAGUUCUACAAACCUAUCCUCUUAUUCAUCCGCACCCACACCCACCCCAUGCAAACCACUGAUUUCAGAAUCUCAAUCAACACUUCGUAUACCAAGUCCAGCUAGACCAAGACCUUGUUCAGCACAAAGAACCACGCAACGAGUAGUAGGUACUGUGAAACUGUGUCCUCAAGACAUUCGAUGUUUUAACGCUGAUUGUCGACUCGAUCAUCCAAAGGGCUGGAAUCCAUGUCAGAAUGGAGUGCAAUGUCGUAAUUAUGACUGUAUAUCUAAACAUCCAACUGGUCGUAAAGGACGCUGCCGUAAUGACGAUCAAUGCAAGAAUAAAAAUAAUUGUGAAUUUUUACACUCAUCUAUACAUGGAACUGUAAUCGAACUGAGUGAUGCCGAGCAGAAUUUUCUUAAAAAUUUUGGUAAAAAAAUUCUAGAUAAAAUUCGUAAAGAUCCAGAUAUCAAAGAUGUUCAACUCGAGAAUAAUAAACUUCAACUAAUAGGAAAUCUUUCCAUCGUCACAAAUAUAAAAUCUGAUUUAACAGCAACACUUUUCAAACAAAAUGCAACGAUUACAUCUGCUGUAAGAAAAUAUUUAGAAUUAACAUGUAAAGGACGUUUAUUAACGAACUUUGUACAAAAAUAUCACGUCGGAAUUUCUUUUAGUGGAAUUAAUAAAGACAAUGAGGAAGAAGAAGAAGAUUUUGAGGAUGCUAAAAAUGAUAUUUCGGACGCACCAUCAAAUAUUACAACUACUUCCGUCACCCGCAAACCUCGCCUUGAACAAGUUACAUUAUGUGGUGAUUCAGAAGAUUCAUUAACUAAAGCCAUCAAAGAAUUAAAAAGUUAUACUUUGCAUAUCCAAUCAUGGAUAUUAACACAAGAUGAAAGUGAAUUCAUUUUAAAAGAAAAAUUUGAACAAAGAAAGCUGCCAAAUUAUCAGUUACCGCUUUCUAUUGAAAAGUAUCUAAAUAAUCUGGUUCAAUCCAGAGAGAAUUCUACUGUAAAGAUCACCGUGAAGUACAUAAAAGGUGUAUACAGUGUAACAGUGAAAGGAUUCAAAGUUUACGUUACUAAUGCUGUAUCGAAGAUAAAAAAUUGGUCGAAUGAUAAUAUUGAAACUGAAGUACAACUUCCUAUAUCAAAAACAAUGGGAAUUUUCCUUCGAACAAAAGCUUCAUGUGAUCUUAAAAAACUGGAAAAAAUUCAUCGUAUUAAAAUAACAACCAUGUCACCAUUUAGGCGCAAAUUUGCUAACGACGAACAAGAUGAUAAUGAUGAUCAUGACUGUUUAAAACUAAUCGGAUCUAAUUCGCGCAUUAAUUCUGCUCAAGUACAUGUGGGAAAUUUUCUCGAAAGUUUAGUUGAACAAGAAAAACGUUUUGAUUGUCCCAGUUGGGAUAUUUCAAAAAGUGUUUCUCAAACUCUUCGUACGUGUCUAAAAACAAUGACAACUUCCGAUGAUUGUGAAGUAAUUGGAUGGAUGAAAUUCUAUACAGCGAUCGAAAGAAGAGAUAUAACUCCGAGAAUUACUGUGACCAUAGUUGGUUUCAAUCAAGAAGCAGUGGAUGGUGUGGUCGAGCAAUGUCAAACUAUUAUAGAAGGAUAUGUUGUUUGGAUACCAUCUAAAAAUGAGUUUCGAACGAUUUUUAAUGCAUUAAUAGUAAAAAAAUCACCAUCUAUCGAUGAAUUUCGACAACAAUAUACGACUGACAUACGGCUGGAUCGCGACACGAAUACAAUCAUUAUCCCUGCGCAAUCAAAAAUACUUGCAGAUGAAAUUAAAGAAGCACUAUUAAACUUAGGAGAAAAGAAAGUUCGAGUACAACGUCUAUCGGAAUUUAUUCCUAUUCAACCUGAGAUUCGUCGUUUUGUCAAUAAAAAUAUUAGUUCAUUACUUGAUGAAGCAAAAUCUCAAAAAGCUUUUGUCGAAUCAAAAAAUGCUCAAGGAUUAACUUUAAAUGGUCCUAAUGAUAUUGUUACUGAAUUCAAAGCAAAGAUUAAUGCUGUUAUACAUGAUAUUAAACAAAAAUGCAUUACACAUCGUUUGUCAUUAUCAUCUGUCGAGUCCGACUUUCUGCGAGCCAAUACUUGUCAACUAGCAAAUCGUAUAGAACGUGAUACGAAUACAAUUAUUCGAGAUGUAACUCGUCUCAGUUUUCAGGCGAAUAAUUCAGUUAUGAUUACUGUUGUAAAUGAUCGUGGUCAAUCAAUCGUUGUAGAAAAAGCUGAUAUUACUAAAGCAAAAAAUGUCGAUGCUAUUAUAAAUGCAGCAAAUGGACCAUUGUAUCAUGCAGGUGGUGUUGAUAAGGCUAUUGCUAAUGCUGCCGGUUCAACAUUUGAUCAAGAAUGUAGACAAAUAAUUGUUAACAAUGGUGGUUUACCUAUUGCUGCAGGUAAAGCUGUGAAGACAAGUGCUGGUAAUCUGCCUUUUCGAUGUAUUAUUCAUGCAAUUGGCCCACAAUAUAUUGAUGGAAAUCAACAGGAACGUCCAUUAUUAUUCUCUUGUGUUAUGUCGAGCUUGAAACUUGCUGAAAUUGAAGGUUGUCGAAGUGUUGCUAUGCCAGCUAUUAGUUCAAAAACUUAUGGUUUCCCAAUGACUGAUUGUACAAAUGUUGUCGUUCGAACAGUAAAACAAUUCUUCGCUGAUUAUCCUCAAUCGAAGAUAAGAAAAGUGAUUCUACUAGAUUUAGAUGAUGCAGCUUGUAGUUCAUUUGCACGUGAACUUUCAAUUGAUCAUAGCAAUACAGCUGAAGAUGAUGAUGAUGAUAUCACGAAUUAUGAAUUACCACCAUUGACAGCCAAAUGGUGUUGGCAGUCUGAUACGGAUGAGAAAAUUAAUACUGAUAAUGAUGCACGUAAAAUUGAGUUAGCAUUUCAACAAUACAUUAAAACAUUCACUGAAUCACAAGUAAUACUCAGUCCCGACAAUUUAACAAGUGGUACCAUUGUUAAUUAUAGUAUCCAUUUUCUUCCUGUAUUAAAACAACUAUUGAUAUCUAAUCCAAAUAUUUCGAAUAGUCGACUGGUAUGCGGAUAUCAAAUGAGAGUAGAUACUGGCUUUAAAAGAUAUAUUAUUCGCUAUCCAGUCGAUGUGCAACAACAAAGUUCAUCAAGUCGUGUUAAUUAUCAUCCAAAAUCAUUGGAUUCCUAUAGUAUAGAACUAGAAGUAACACAAGAAUAUUGGAAUAUUAUUGGCAUUACGGAGACAUCAGUAGCGCAAGCACAAUCAGCGAUUCAAGCAGCCAUUCAAUCUGCUACUAUUUCUGAAUCGUUUUCUAUUAAUUUAAACAAAGAUCUGGAUAAUCAUAAAAAAGAAAUAAACAAAAUUGCUACACAACAAUCAGUUCAAAUUGAGUUUCAACAACAACAUUCAGAACAGUUAACAAUGAUAUUGAAAGGUUUCAAAGCAAAUGUAUCAGAAGUGAAAUUAAGUGUUGCUUUAUACGCUCAAGAUAUGUUGAAAAAACAAGUAGAAAAUGAUGAUGAAUUGGAGGUGCCCAAAGAAUGGGACGAACAAGAAGAAGAAUGUAAAUUGGUUGAAAUUUCUCGAACUGAUCCUACUUUUAUUCGAAUUGAAAAACGUAUGAAAGAAACUAUGAGUACUAUUAAAAUCGAUAAAAUUCAACGAGUACAAAAUCUACGUAUGUGGAGUCAUUUUGCAUUUCGUCGUCGAGAAUUGAAAAAGAAAUUACGUCAUAUGCCAAAUAUACAGAUUGAAAUGGAAUUAUUCCAUGGAACAAGACAUACAUUACCUAGUGAAAUUUAUAAUGGUGAAUAUGGUUUUGAUAUGACAUAUUGUACAGCUGGUAUGUGGGGUGUGGGUACAUAUUUCGCUCAAGAUGCUUUAUAUUCUUGUGGCAAUUAUCGUUAUAGUUUACCUAAUGGAAAAUCUCAAGUAUUUUUAGCUCAAGUUUUGACAGGUCACUCACACAAUUGUAAUAGUGAUUCUUCGAUACGUCGACCUCCAAAGAAAAAUGAGUCUACUUCUGGUCAACGAUAUGAUAGUGUAUCAGGCACGACAGGAGGCAGCACAGUUUAUAUUGUCUAUGAAAAUCGAGUGGCAUAUCCUACCUAUUUGAUUACUUUCGCUUUAUAA